This is a messenger RNA of Carassius gibelio (silver crucian carp), 5114 nucleotides long. Its product is annotated as CAP-Gly domain-containing linker protein 2. The coding region runs from base 371 to 3499 and encodes 1042 amino acids. The record is from RefSeq and is a predicted model, not a curated record. Lineage: Eukaryota; Metazoa; Chordata; Actinopteri; Cypriniformes; Cyprinidae. Gene Ontology annotation, molecular function: microtubule plus-end binding. Gene Ontology annotation, cellular component: microtubule plus-end; cytoplasm; nucleus. Gene Ontology annotation, biological process: cytoplasmic microtubule organization. The transcript has 17 exons.
CGCAUCCUGGCCCACUAUCACUCGGCUCUCACUGCCAGCUUUAACUCAGCAUCCAUAUUUUUCGCAUCCGCGUGGGAGAGAGAGAGAGAGGGGGGAGAGAGAAAGAGAGAGAGAGAGAGAGCAAAGGGAGUGGCAGACGCUGACAAAUCUCAUGCCGGGAAGCCGACUGAGCCAUCCCUGCACAUCUGAAGUUUGCCGGCGCCGACUCAUUCAUAAUUCGCAGGAUUUGGACUUCUUAAGUCCCGCAGGUAGAAUGGAGAGGGAUAUCCGCCAUCCUCACAUUUAGUGCCUCGAAAGGGAAAAAAAGAAAAGAAAGAAAAGAAAAAAACCUUAAUAAGCUGCGAAACUUGAAGUUUCUCCAGUGGACAUAAUGAACAUGCUGAAGUCCAGUGGCUUGAAGAUCCCUGGCAGGGGUCCUAAACACUCCAGUCCAGUGGGACGAACAACUGUUGGCCCAUCAACCAGUCCUGCGGCUCAAAAAGACAGUUGCCCCUACAGGCAGACGACUCCCACCCCCUCUAGCAACACUUCAGACAAGUCCAGCUCUAAAGCCUCUGAGGUGGGUGAUGAGGUGGCUGGGGACUUUGUGGUCGGUGAACGUGUAUGGGUGAACGGAGUCAAACCAGGAGUUAUCGCCUAUCUUGGAGAGACCCAGUUUUCCCCGGGACAGUGGGCUGGAGUGGUGCUGAAUGACCUAGUUGGCAAAAAUGACGGCUCCGUCAAUGGGGUGCGUUACUUUGAGUGCCAGGCUUUGCAGGGCAUCUUCACCAGGCCUUCCAAGCUCACGCGGCAACCCAUCGGAGACGGGAGCGACGAGCAGCAGCAGAACGCGCAGCUGCAGGGAGGUGCGGGAGCAUCCGGCCAGCGUGUGGUCAUGCCGCUCAGAGAAGGCAUGCUCAACAGCUCCGUCAAAACCGGCAAUGAGUCAGGAUCCAAUAUGUCUGACAGUGGAUCCGUGAAGAAAGGUGGAGAAAAGGACCUUAAGGUUGGAGAUCGAGUGCUGGUUGGUGGAACUAAAACAGGAGUAGUGCGUUAUGUGGGAGAGACUGACUUUGCCAAGGGCGAGUGGUGUGGAGUGGAGCUGGACGAGCCGCUAGGGAAAAACGAUGGAGCUGUAGCUGGAACCAGAUAUUUUCAGUGCCCACAUAAGUUUGGCCUUUUUGCUCCAAUUCACAAAGUGAUCCGCAUUGGCUUCCCAUCCACCAGUCCAGCUAAAGCUAAGAAGAGCAAGCGAAUGGCAAUGGGUGUGUCAUCUCUGGUUCACAGCCCCUCCAGCUCCUCCAUCAGCUCCGUCAGCUCUGUGGCCUCCAGCGUGGGGGGGCGUCCCAGUCGCACCGGCCUGCUGACAGAGACGUCGUCGAGGUACGCGCGGAAGAUCUCAGGGACCACGGCUCUGCAGGAAGCCUUGAAGGAGAAACAGCAGCACAUAGAGCAGCUCCUGGCCGAGAGAGACCUGGAGCGGGCCGAGGUCGCAAAGGCAACCAGCCAUAUCUGCGAGGUGGAAAAAGAGCUGACGGCUCUGAAGGCCCGACAUCUGCAGUAUGCAACUGAGGCAGAGAGCAAUCUACAGCAAGUCGGAGCCAUGUUGGCGAGCACACAGAAAGACAAAAUGGAACUGGCCAAUCAGCUUGAAGAAGAGAAAAGGAAGGUGGAAGAUCUUCAGUUCAGAGUUGAGGAAGAGUCCAUCACCAAAGGAGACCUGGAGACUCAGACCAAACUGGAGCAUGCCCGUAUUCGGCAGCUCGAACAGUGUCUGCAUUUAGAAAAGUCCAAAGCAGAGCGGCUUCAGAAAGAGUUAGAGGAAAAGAUGCAAACUACAGUUGAGGAGAAGAGUCGUGUUAUGCAGCUAGAAGAGGAAUUGGCAUUGCACAAGGCUGAGGUCGAGGAGCUCCAGGCUCGGCUUCAGAGAGGCUCCUCCGGUCCGGGCGCAGACGCUGGAGACAGCGGACCAGGCAUAAGCUCAGAGACUCUGGUUUUGCGAGAACAGCUUCUUUCUGCAGGUCGUGAACGCCGUGAAGAGAGCAGCCAGCUGCGCGAGAGGUACGAAGCAUCUUUGAGCAGCAGCCAGAAAGAAGUCGAACGUCUUAAAGCCACCACAGAACGUCAGAGCCAAGAGAUCUCCGACCUGAAGCAAAGACUUCAGCAAGCCACUCGUGAAAACAUGGAGAUGAUGGACAGCUGGAAAGCCAAACUUGACGCUUUGGUCGGAGACCAUCAACGGGCUCUAGUGGAACUAAAAGCCUCGCUAUCAGGAGAUCGUGGAGCCAGUGAGACCAGUGGAGCAGAGGGUGAAGGAACCACACCUGAGAUGAGAGCAGCUCUGGAGAGCUUAAAGAUGGAACAGCAAUUGGAAUUAGAGAACCUGAAGGCCAAACAUGAGAUUGAUGUUGCCGUGAUGGCCAAAGAGCGUGAAGAUCUACGUGCCAGACUUCAGGAACUGCGGGACCAGCAAGAGGAGAGUGAGGAGAACUGGAAGAUCCAGCUGGAAGCCAAGAGCAACCAGGAGUCUCUGGAGCUCAAAGAGAUCUCGGCGAAGCUUCAGAAGGCGGAGCUGAGGAUCAGCGAGUUGGAUAAGUCCCGUGAAGAGCAGGAAAGGGCCACCCAUCUUCUCAAAGAGCAGCUAGAGCUGGCUGAGAAGAAGAUGGUAGAUUAUGAGGCCCUGCAGAAGGCUGAAGCUCAGAGCCGAGCAGAGAUCCUCUCUCUGCAGGAGAAGCUGAGAGUCAAUGAGAACCGACUCCAAGCUGUAGAGGCGGACCACACCACCCAGGAUGUUAACAUGAUCAAAAACAAUGAAAACUCGGAAGAGAAGAUUAAACUAAAGCAGAAUAUGGAAGAAACCCUGGAGAAACUCACAAAAAGGGAAAAAGAAGUAUCCACUCUAACAACCCAAGUAGAUUCCCUGAAGACCCAAAUAACUGCCUUGGAGGAAAAGGUUCGUUUGGGAGAGAAGACGGCAGAUGGACUCGUUAUGGAAAAGACACGCUUGGAGGCAGAGCUGGAGUCCAUGACCAAGAAAUCCCAUGAUGCAUCAGGCCAGCUGGUGGUUAUUAGCCAGGAGCUUCUGAAGAAAGAGAGGAGUCUGAAUGAACUUCGGGUGUUAUUGCUGGAAUCUCCGCGUCACUCAGCGGGAGUGGAUUGGGAAAUUAGCCGUGAAGUCCACCGCGCCGAGUGGAGGAUGAAGGAGCAGAAAUUACAGGAUGACAUCAAAACCCUCCGAGAGAAACUUUUGCUGCUGGGUCGGGAGAGGUCCUCUCCAGACCACCGUCGAUACUCGAUGAUGGACCCGUCUGCUUCAGACACAGAGGUGACCCGUCUGCGUCAAAGGCUGCUGAGCACAGAAGAUGCCCUGAGGAACGCUCUAGAACACAACCAACAUGUGGACCAGCUAGUGCAGGCCAUGCGCACCCGUCCGGACAAGAACCAGGCUCAUGCUAGUGCAAAUUCUGCAAAUGGAAUCCAUCAAGAAGACACUUCGUUCACACGAGAGGAAGAACACUGAUGAGGGCUAAAACGGUUCUCAGGAGGUGCAUUGGAAAAGAUGAAGCCAAUUUGAUGCCUAGACGUUUGGACUAAUGCUUCACUGGACAUCUGUUUACAGUUAACACCAAAACCUGACUUUUUUAGAGGCACAAACAAAAACCACAAAUCGGAGAGUAUCUAAGAUGAUCUGACAUGCUAUAAAAAGACAUAAUAGAAGUGGUUUUGAAGGUCAGUGGUACAGCACGGACAAACUGACGCACCGACCCGGUAGACUACCUCCGAGAUGGACACUGAUGUCUGACUUAACAGACGCAAGAAUGUUGGUCAGGAUACUCGAAUGCUCGGAUAAACCAGUACCCUGUUAUACUCUCAGUCGACUGUGACCGUUUGGAGUUUAGAAAACAUUUGGGCCUCGAUUUAUACGGUUUAAUUUAUUAGCCAUUUAUGCUUUUUAAAAAUGGUAUGUUCAAAGACUCCCAGCAAAAGCUGUGAAGGUCUUUGGCUGGUCACUGGUCACUAGAUACUGUAGCAAACAAGUAAAUAAAACAGACAGGCUCCGUUAUUCUACACCUGCUCAUAUCUGUGUUGAUUUCUUUUUCUUUGAUUUUUUUUGAGACAUGAAUUUUAAAGUAUGAAUUAUACAGUAUUCAGGAACCAUGGUCAACAGAAUUUGCAAGUUAAGAUGCACCGUGAAGCUUCAAAAACCAGUAUUGCAGUUCCAGUCCAUAUUAGUGCAUACUUUGGUACUAUUAUAAAAUAUUAGCAUACAAUGGCAACUUCCAACCUGUAGUUCAGUUCAAAUGAACAUUGAAUCCACAGCUUUUGAUACUUGUUUUGAAUCCUUUGCUGAGUGAUUUCAUUCUUUUGAAUCAGUUGGAGGUGAGAAUUGGAGAAUCUUUUCUUGAUGGGCUUGAGAGGAGGUAUUACACGCACAAGUGAUAUGAAUCGAACAGUUUUGAGACUCUAUGAAUUAUUUUUCAUUGAAAUGACAUUUUGAUCAUAUGGCAAAUGUUUUACCGCUAUGAUAUUGUUAGAUUUAGAUUUUCUUUAGAAACGUGUGAAUAGCAUGUUAAUUAACAUGCCCACAUUUGAUUUAAUAAAGUAAAAAAAGUAAAAUAAAUAAAUAGCAUAUUACAUUUUUUUGUCAUAUGCAAGUCAGUUUAUUUUGAUAAAAAGAAAGGAUCACCUGUAGUACCCCCCCUUGGGAGAUCAAAAAAGACUGUUUAACAUUUGUACUAUGAUCCGAUUUCUCUGUCCAUCCAGAUCUCUCUAGUAACAAAUCUGAUCUUAAAACAGAUGCAGUACAAAACAUAACUGCAAUCCCAUAAAUCAGUGUCUGCUCAAUGGUAUUCCGGAAUUUACUCCCCUUUGAAAAAACCAUGUGGAUGAAAUACUGUGCAAUUAGGUCAUGUUUGUUCAUUAAGCAACAUAAUACUGAUGUGAUUGCCAUUAGAACCAAGAAAACAUUUCUUUUAAAAAAGGACUAGGGAAAAUGAUAGGGCUGGCCCCAAGUUUUGCAGUUGAAAUUUCUUUAGAUUGCAGCUGGAUUCCAUAAAAAUGCCUUUAUCCUUUGGGAAACUCACCACUUGCUGUAAUGAUUCCCAAGAAUCAGUGAUUAAAUAUUAACAAAGAGA